Xiphophorus couchianus (Monterrey platyfish) is the source of this 2878-nucleotide messenger RNA. It is a transcript of the gene omgb, whose product is annotated as oligodendrocyte myelin glycoprotein b. Gene Ontology annotation, molecular function: protein binding. Lineage: Eukaryota; Metazoa; Chordata; Actinopteri; Cyprinodontiformes; Poeciliidae. The record is from RefSeq and is a predicted model, not a curated record. The coding region runs from base 313 to 1479 and encodes 388 amino acids. Gene Ontology annotation, biological process: neuron projection regeneration. The transcript has 3 exons.
CUGAAAAUGCAGCGUUGUGAAAAAAAGGGUUGCUCCUAUCGAGCAAGAUUGUGCUUGCCUCAUCAAAGGCCGAGUGGACUGGCUCUUUGCUGCAUUUCUUCUCCCUCUUUUUUUCUCUCCCUCACCACCACAUAUUGCACUGCAACCUGGAUCUCCCUGCAUAACAGUGAGCCGGGCAGAAGCCGGGACUAACACGUAGCAUUUACAAAGACACAUCACUACAUUCACAGCGGCCCAGAAAAAAUGCUUGGCUUUGUCAUAUUAAAAUGCACAAAGGAAGACGAGUGGAGCUUGAGGAGUUAAUGACCAGAGAUGAGGAGAGAUGGUGCUAAUACUGAAAUUACAAGAGGCCUCACCAUGCUGACGUCCUCCCUGUUCCUUGUGCUGCUCUGUGGGCUUUUGGGAGGCUGGGUCUUGUCCGUCUGUCCGUCUAUGUGCUCUUGUAGUGGGGGUCACCGUGACGUGGACUGUUCUUUAAAAAGCCUAACCAAGCUGCCACAUGGCCUGCAGCACAACAUCCGUUUUCUCAACCUCUCGUUUAACAGCUUGAAGGAUCUUGGUGGUCAGCUAAGCCGCUAUGAUCACCUGCGAACCCUGGAUCUCUCCUACAACCACCUGGAAAGCCUGCCGUCUGUCUUGCCACGGUCUCUAUGGGACAUCAAAGCAGCGUGGAACCGUCUACGUUGGCUCGACAAGAGAGAUACAGCUUACCACUGGAACCUUAAACUGCUGGAUCUGUCGCAUAAUGAACUGGAGAGAAUAGUUUUCAUCAACAACACUCUUCUUAGUGUUACAUCUCUCAACCUCAGUCACAACAGAUUUUGGACUGUGCCCACAAACAUGCCUCAUAACUUGGAAAUUAUAGAUUUGUCAUUUAACUAUUUGGUUCAGAUUCUGCCUGGCUCUUUGGAUCGGCUUCCAAAGCUGGUUAAAUUGUAUUUGCAUGCUAACCACUUCUCAGUACUGCCUGAAGGAAUAUUUGAUAAACUGAGAGCACUGAAAACAAUCACGCUUGGAGAUAAUCCCUGGGCUUGUGAGAAAGAAGACAACAUAACAAGAAUCCUUAGAUGGGCAGAGCAAACUCAUGCGACUGUGCUGGGGUGUCCCUGUUACACAACACCAGUCUGUGGACAAGGCCAUUUGGCAACAAAGGAAAGACACCUGGAUUCUGCUCCACUCACAGAGUCAACUAUGAACAAUAGAGGAGAAGAAUAUGAUGACAUGUUCACUGCAAGCAUUGUCAUGGUGACUUCAGCUUCUGAGACAAAUCCUUCACAGCAUAAGUCUGGGUUGGGGAUGUGGACCUCUACAGGUUUUCACAGCAUCUCCAAGCUCACAAGCACAACAGAACACCUGCUGUCUUCCACUGUAAAGCCCAAGAUGGCCAACUCCCAGAGCAAAAGUCAAAAGGUAUUUGCUCAGAUUGAAAUGGUGCUUCUAAAUAUUUUUGUUCUAACAAUAGCACUCAGCAUGUACUGAACUAAAGGCGCUUGACGCACUAAAUUAGACACCACAUUACCCUUAUGCUUAUAUGUGGAGUGCCAUAUGAUGCCUACAAAUGUUAGUAAUUAUGUUUGCAAUUCAAUAGUUAGAACACAAAUGCAUGAUCCUGUCAUUCCUUGUGUGGGAAAUAAACUAAGUCUAUUGAGAUCAUUCGUUUCUGUAAGAUUUCCAACAAGAUUAAUACAAAACUGGAAGCAGAACCACAAGAAUUAUAGCGAUAUUACAAUGUAACACGAGUUCUUCUUGGAUUCCUUAGUCGAGUUUGGUUGCAAUCAUCGCUAUAGUGUAAUAUUUGAUGCAUGACUAAAACUAGGGUCUAUUGAUGAGCCAAAAGACAAAAUAAAAACAAAAAAACAUUUGUUUUUCUUUCAUAGUGCUGUGUAAAGUUAGAAACUUUGACAAUAUUUUCAAUGAAAAAGGUUUCAGCAGACUUAUGUCUGCAAUACAUGAUAGGAUAAACCUUUAUUAUUCCACAAGUGGGAAAUUUGCAUCGUCACAGCUGAAAGCGGACAAUACAAAAUAACAGCAGAAUAAGUGAAAAGCAGAAGAAUAAAAAAAAACAUAUAGUGUAUCUAGAAAUACACAUAAGCAAAUACAAAUGCUUUUACAAAAACCUUAGGCAUACCAGGUUUCCCCAGAAAACUUGCCAACAUCAGUUUUAAGGAGAAAAGGGCAGCCGACCUAUCCUGGUAAAAUCCAGCCCCUUGUACUCUGCUGUUUGCUACAUACAGAUGACUUGGGCUCUCUACUACUGAGAAACGACUGUUUCCAGGAGGCGUGCACUCUAUUGACCAUUGAAAUGUUACCCAAACGCCAAUGUUGUAUGUAACACGCCAGUUGGAUGCUAUUAAGCUUACUAGAAACUCCCUGUGUUGUAAACAACCAUCCUGCACCGCGGAGAGAGAGCCUGAAUUAUUCUGAUUCAGAUGUAACAGUAAUCAGUUUGGUUUCUGUCAAUUUGUCAAGAUGCAAGGGAGAGCAAAUUAACCUUUUAUAUUUGUAAGUAAUUAAAUUUUACAUAAUUGCUGCUGUAAAAGCCAUAGUUUUUACCCAACUACUUUACUUUAUGAAAUAUUUCAUCCUAUUUAAUACUUGUGAUAAAUACUGCCAUGUUCUACAAAUAAUAGUGCAGUGUUUAUCAUUUAUUGAACUGUAAGAAAUUACAACGGCUGCAGUGUGCCACAGCAAAGGGAAAAUAACACCGAAAACAGGUGAACAACAAUUCAAAACCUUAAUGUUCUGCUUUUCCCCACUCUGUCGGCUUUAUUCUACACUCAGACCCGUUGCCAUGGCAACCAACGGACAACAUCUGAAUGAGCCACUAGAGCAGAAAUUACUUUCAAGUGUAUCAGGAGGAAUCAACACCAAAAACCAC